Molecule: messenger RNA, 363 nt
Organism: Capronia epimyces CBS 606.96
Lineage: Eukaryota; Fungi; Ascomycota; Eurotiomycetes; Chaetothyriales; Herpotrichiellaceae
Product: prefoldin subunit 1
Exons: 3
Coding region: 1-363 (120 amino acids)
Biological process (GO): protein folding
Cellular component (GO): prefoldin complex; cytoplasm
Molecular function (GO): protein folding chaperone
Source: RefSeq, a predicted model, not a curated record
AUGGCAAUCCCAAACGUUGCAUUGCAAAAGCUGCUCCAAGAGGUCGAAACGCAGGCUGUCCUUUCCCAGCAGAAAAUCACUCAAACCCAGGCAGAACUGAGUGCCAAACGACGCGAUGCACGGUUGAACCACCUUACCUCGAAUGAGCUCAAGUCUCUUUCCAAGGGCACAAAUGUAUACGAAGGAGUGGGGAAAAUGUUCGUUGCCGUGCCCAUCUCCGAACUGAACCAGCGUCUGGCCACCGAAGCAAGCACAUUGAACAAAGACAUCGCCGAUUUGGACAAAAAGCUACACUAUCAAGAAACCACCUACAAAAAUAGCCGGCAGCAUAUCGAGAAGAUUCUACAGUCCGGGUCUGUCUGA